Molecule: messenger RNA, 954 nt
Organism: Salvia miltiorrhiza (redroot sage)
Lineage: Eukaryota; Viridiplantae; Streptophyta; Magnoliopsida; Lamiales; Lamiaceae
Exons: 1
Coding region: 1-954 (317 amino acids)
Source: RefSeq, a predicted model, not a curated record
AUGAACGUGAGGAUUGUUGAGGAAGAUGAGCAGCAAGGGCUAUAUUUUUUGGAGCAGGCCGAUGGCCAACAGGAGGCGGAAGUUCACCCUGCUGUCUUCGAACGGAAGAGGUCGCCGUCUCCGGUUUCGGGACAGCACACACCGAAGGGCACGUUACACCAGAUCAUUGGCGCUCAGGCUGAGCAUCUUGCUACCUCCAGCGAGAGAAUUCAUGAUUGGCAACAACCAAGGGAGGAGAGGCAGCGGACUUAUAGCAGCGAUGUGAACACCUUUAAUUCCCCAUUGGAUAUGCAGCAGCCGAGCAUGGAGAUGCAGCAGCAGCAGGUGAAGUUUUCUGAUCAGCUGCAGCAGGUGACGCCCGAUCAGCAGCAGCAGCAGGUGAAGUCUCCAGAUCAGCAGCAGCAGAUGAAGUUUCCUGAUCAGCAGCAGCAGGUUAUGUCUCAGCAGCAACAGCAGGUGAAUGCCGAUCAGCAGCAGCAGAGGACGCCCGAUCAGCAGCCUCAGCAUCAGUCCGAUGCUAAGAUCGCAGUCGAUGAUCAGAACGCAGUGGCUAAACAACAGGAUCAGGGGACGACUUUGAAUAGUCGGCGAACGACGAGUUUGGCUUUUGAAAAUCAAAUAAGAGUUCAGAGAGUUGCCUCUUCGGCUUUGCAAAAUUCUUUGGAGCAACCUAAGAGGCCGAGAGGAAGACCUCCCAAGUCGGAGCAAAUUCGUAAGCCUUUUGUGGAAAAUAGUAUUAAAGGACGCUUAAGGAAGCCUCCGGAGGUGCCAAAUGCCAGAUCUGAACAGAUUAUUCAAAAUAAGCUCAAAGCUUCCUUUGAUGCAGGCAAUAAUCCUAGAGAUUAUGUGGUGGAUAUAAGCGGAUCUUCCAGUGCUAGAUCUAUGAGCAACAUCGCGUCGCAAAGUUGGGCGGAUGAAGUGGAAGCGGGGAAUAACCCCGCCUUCUUUUCUUAA